Aphanomyces astaci is the source of this 864-nucleotide messenger RNA. RefSeq lists its product as hypothetical. NCBI's taxonomy places the organism in Eukaryota, Oomycota, Saprolegniomycetes, Saprolegniales, Verrucalvaceae. Gene Ontology annotation, cellular component: nucleus. Gene Ontology annotation, molecular function: nuclear import signal receptor activity; protein binding. The transcript has a single exon. The coding region runs from base 1 to 864 and encodes 287 amino acids. Gene Ontology annotation, biological process: NLS-bearing protein import into nucleus. The record is from RefSeq and is a predicted model, not a curated record.
AUGGCAUCCGGCACGUCCGACCAAACCCGCCUUGUCGUCGAAUGCGACGCCGUCCCGCUGCUCGUUCGCCCGGUCAUGUCCAUGAACGAUAAAAUCUGCGAUCAAGUGAUGUGGGCAGGCAAUAUCGCAGGGGACUCCUCCGUGUUGCGGGACUUCGUGCUCGAAGCUGGCGGCAUGCUGCCGCUGCUGCACCAAAUCCACUCGGAUGAAGUGUCGACUAGCAUGCUCAAGAAUGCCACGUGGGUGCUGGGUAACUUCUGUCGUGGCACGCCUCGUCCGCGCUUCGAGUUGGUGCGCCCGGCCCUUUCGACGUUGUCGCACUUGCUUUCAUCCAACGACCCAAACGUCGUCGCAGAUGCGUGCUGGGCGUUGUCAUACUUGUCUGACGGGCCGACCAACAGCAUCCAGAACGUCCUCGACACCACCGGCAUCGUACCUCGCUUGAUUCAACUGCUCGCUCAUAAAGACAAAGACGUCGUAUAUCCAGUGGUGCGCACGCUGGGCAAUAUGAUGACAGCAGGCAUGGACGUGCAAGUUCAGACUCUGAUUGACCAAGGGAUGUUGCCGCGACUGCUGCCGUUGUUUCACAUUCGAAAGGAGAACAUUGGCGAGGGAGAGUGCGGGACAGUGCGCACCCUCUCGGCUGGCAGCAUGCCGCACAUCCAAGCGAUCGUCGAUGCCCACAUCGUUCCCCCCAUGGUAGGGUUGCUCACCACGGGCCAGUUCAACAUGCAAAAGGAAGCGGCGUGGGUCAUUUUACACGCGACGUCGUGCGGGUCGCGAGUUCAGACCCAAUACCUCGUGGAGCAAGGUACUAAUUACCAGCUGUGCUGCAAUGUUGUGGUCAAAGUCAAGUGGUGGUAG